This is a messenger RNA of Diabrotica balteata, 3304 nucleotides long. The record is from the annotation of a GenBank genome assembly. Lineage: Eukaryota; Metazoa; Arthropoda; Insecta; Coleoptera; Chrysomelidae.
UGUCAAAGUUUAGUACGUAUGUAGGGCGGGGAGGUUUCGUUAUCGUACGUCCUUAUUUUCCCGAAAAACAGUGUUUAGAAAAAGAACUAAUUGUAACUUUCUGAUUUUGACAUUCGUGUGUUUCAUAAACAUUCGAGACUGUUUAGUUUCUUUGGUGAAAAGUGUUUAUGAAAGUGGGGUAGGAGAGGAUGUGAAUAUUGGUUAAGCAAAGAUCAGGAUGCGUUCAAUGCCAGUUAGACAGGAAAAACCAAUAAAAGCAGUGAAAAAAGUUGCAGCGCCAAAAAGAAAACCUAUAAGCGACACAGCUAUUCCCGUACCCAAUACCAUUGAUGAAACUAUAAAUUUCGUAAUUCUCGGUCAACUUUCUUCACCACAACGCGUUUCUCAAGAAAAAGGAAGUGUUGUGUCUGAAAAAGAAAGUGGCGCCCCAGAGAAAGAAAGUGUUGUGCGGGCGAAAAAGAAUACUACUAGAAGUCAUAGAAUCUUAAGGAAAUUCGAAGGCAAAAAUUUAAGAAUUAAACCUUCGAAAGAAGUUACUGUUAAAUCAAAUUCCAAAGCUCAAACAAAAGCUGCCAAAAAACUAAGUGCCCAAAAUAGCUGUAAAAAGAAAUUUAAUAAUAAAAUAGCAGACAUUAUUACGCAACCCAUAAAAGAAAUAACAUUAAAGAAACCAAAACUUGAGAGUGUAUCAAAAGAUAGCAAGAAAAAACUUAGAGAAGUAGACAAACCAAAGAUUACAAAGAAAACUAUAGUUAAGGCUAGGACAAUUAUAAAACCAAUCAUCAGGAAAUCGAAAAAAGUAACUGUAAAAGUUACUCUAAAAGCAUCAAAAGAACCUCCAAUAAAAACAUCAAAAGGCAUCUCCCUAAAAUAUACAAAAGACAUUUGUAUAAAAACACCAAAAGAUACUUCUGUAGUAGCGACCAAGGAUACCUAUGUAAAAACAGCAGAGAGUCCCCAAAAAACCCCAAAGGAUAUUACAGUAAAAACAACAGAGGUCGCUGCGAAGCCAACAGAAACGAGUUUAAAGAAAACAGAGAAAUAUGUAAAGACAAAUAACAAACCUCCAGAUGUUAUAACAAUUCCUGAUGAGGAUGAGAUCAAAAAACAACAAACUAUAAAACAGUUGUUAAAACAAGUCAAUGAAGAAAUAAAAUCUAAAAAAACCAAAACUGCUAAAAUUAAAAAGCGCAAGAAAAUUUCUGUAAACCCAGCAGAGAAUUUGGUCAAAUCAAAAGAUAAGGCAGAAGAACUUUUUGAUCAAAUACUUAAACUUGAAUCAGUGUACUCCACUUUGGAGAUUAAAAUAAAAGAAGAAAAACCAGAACCAAAAGUAGAAAUAUCUUCAGAAGAUAUUCCUGUUGUACCAAAAACUGAAGUUUGUUUAGAUAACGAAAAAUCUGAGGAUACCAGUAAAACUGAAGCCGAGGUUAAACCUGAAGUUCAGCCCAAGGUUGAAAUUGAAACUCAAAGUAGAAGUGAGUCAGACUCGUCAUCCAAAGAAAAACAGGCGUUGCUUAAAAAGAAAAAAUACAUAAAACUAAAAUCAAAACCAAAGUUGACCGUUAUCAAAAAGAGAGUUCUGCAAAAAGGUAAAAAUAACUUGGAUGAGCAAGCUUGCAAGACAAAGCUGUUUAAAUUUUGGAACGGACCAAAGAGACACAGAGUAGCUUCUUUAAAUGCUUUAGCUAAGGUUCACUGUCUGUAUGAAAAUGAAACAAGAGCAACUAUCUUGGACGUGAUCGAAGAAUCCAACAAAACAGCUUAUAUGCCCAAAAGUUUCGGCACCAAAACCAAAUUAACUAAAACUGACACUUCUAUUAAAAAUGUUGACUUUGAUGAAGAACAAGAACAAGAGAGUUCUCCGCCACCGACUAGAAUUUUGCGAUCAGUUCCUGGUUUAAGAGCAGUCGGCAAACACUGGGAUAUGCAUGAUACAACAAGCUCAGACGAAGAUGAUCGUAUUUGCAAAGUACCAGUUGAGAAACCAAAGUCCGAUGAGAAACCAGCUCCGCCAAAACCAAAAAUAAAAAAGGAAGUAGUUGAAAGGAAACGAAAAUCGAGCGAAAUCGUCAUGGAUCUAAAGGAUAUGGUCGUUCGUAAGCGAAUGGCUAGUUUGAAUGCUACUGCCAUACUGGCAGCCAGCUACUCCCAAGAGAGGCGACAAAAUAAAUCCAAAUAUAGCGACGAUAGCUCUUCUUGCACCAGCAAUUCUUCUGAUGAAUAUUUCGCUGCUUUGGAUAAGGAUAUUAAGGUAGAACAGGAUGAUAAAAAGGAGGAAUUGAUCGAUAUAAGUACUACUCCUAAUAAAAAAGUCGCGGUUAUUUUAAACCAGGAUACGGAUGUGACUAUAACUGGUGUAUAUGUGAACAGUACCACUAGAUCGACUCAUCACGAAGGAUAUUGCAGUAUAGCCGGGAUGCAGUAUAGGAUUUCUGCUACUAGUCAUACACAAACUGCUUCGACAGCUGUAUCUACUGAGGCUAUUCUUCAAUCUUCUUCUACUAGCGGUCCUGAAAAUAGUAAUAGUGAGUCAUUACCGUCAUCUAAGUCGUACACUCCUCUCGAUGCAUUAUCUAAUAUGCAACCCCCACCGGGACCCGGUAUACAACAUCCGGUUCUGCACGGACAGCAGAUGGGACCACCGCAACAUGUUCUUCCUAUGCCUCCACAUCAGCUGUCGCCAGGUCUUCGUCAUAGCUGUUCCAGUGCGUUUUCAUCACCUCACUCAACGCCUGGUUAUCCCACCCCUCCAGGCCAUCAUCCACCAGUGACGGGAGAAGCACAUGAAAACAAUAGUAGUGGAAAUGAGACUGAAGUAGUGCCUAAACAGAAUGAAUCAAAAAAAAGGAAAAAGCACGGCAGAAUGAGAGAUGUCAUGAAAAAAAUUAGACUGCAGAGUCACGAGGUAGGUGCAACCUGUAAUUGUCGUAAACAAUGUUUUCAAAAUGUGCCCGAAGAAGCAAGAAAAACUGUACUUAAAAAUUUUAACACAAUAACUUCUAUUAAUGAGCAGAACUCAUACUUAUGUGGAUUGAUUACAGUACUGCCUAUUCGCCGAAGAAGGCCUAGGAAAGAUGAAAACGAAGCAAAUUUGAAAAGUGCUGCAUAUUCUUACAGGUUCAGCGAGAUCGGCGGAGAUAAACGAAGAGGUACAGUUUUGACCUCUAUAAAGUAUACAAAGAAGCCGGAAACAAAAGACACGCAAACCGCAACAAAAAUCGGCGGAUUAAAAUGGGCGGGUCAUGGCACUAGACUGGCCGAUACAGGUCAGAAACCGGAACGAAUAACGAAAGAAGCUUGA